AUGCACAGACGUUCGUCUGGCUCCCCUGUCGCGGACGACACUGAAGAUUCCUCGGCUCGGUCAGACGAUCAUGGCUCCAAUGCCAUCGAUGCUCCCAACGAUAAAACGCGGUCGCAGAUAGCUCGUCACGGUACCAGUUUUGAUCUUCGCCGAGAUAACGGUAGCUCGACUCCGCGCUCGCGGAACUCGAGCCUGUGGCGCACACCUUCGUCUCAACCAUCCAACGAUACUAAACCCAUGCCAUUGGGCUCUCCGCGGCUUCCGAUGGAGGCACCUUCUCCCGAGGGCCGUCGUGCGCGCCAAUCCCGACAGCGCAGUCCAUGGUCAUCUUCUAUCCUCACGGUCUGCACCACCUUCGUCGCCAUCGCGUUCUUGCUGUCAAUCGUUCGCUCGUUUGUUGGCCGGCAUACCGGAGGGGAUGGUUGUGGAGUACCGAUGAUGAGCCCGACAUUCAUUCGCAUGGUGGAAUUCGAUACAGAGCAUACACGGUUCGCGAGCAAGUAUAACCUGUUCCUCUAUCGGGAGGAGGGUGUGGAUCCAUAUACUCAGGAUAACAUUGGGUUAAACGGUGUACCGGUUCUCUUCCUUCCCGGAAACGCGGGCAGUUACCGACAGGUCCGAUCACUAGCCGCAGAGGCGUCGCGGCAUUACUACGACGUGGUACGGCACGAUGAGGAGCGACAUGCGGCCGGUACACGGAGCCUGGAUUUCUUCAUGGUGGAUUUCAAUGAGGAUAUGGCCGCAUUUCACGGACAGACCUUAUUGGACCAGGCGGAAUACGUGAAUGAGGCGAUUGCAUACAUCCUCUCUCUCUACCAUGACCCGCAACGGACUCGGCGGGACCCCGGAUUGCCAGACCCCAGUGCCGUGAUCUUGAUCGGACACUCGAUGGGUGGCAUUGUAGCACGCACCGUUUUGACGAUGGCCAACUACCAGGCCAACUCAAUCAAUACGAUCAUCACCAUGUCUGCACCACAUGCAAGACCCCCGGUAUCAUUCGACUCUGAUAUCGUUCAUACCUACAAACAAAUCAACGACUACUGGCGCGAGGCCUACUCGCAGACAUGGGCCAACAACAAUCCGCUAUGGCAUGUUACUUUGGUUUCCAUCGCGGGUGGCUCGCGCGAUACCGUAGUCCCGUCUGAUUACACCAGUAUAUCGUCCCUUGUCCCGGAAACGCACGGAUUUACCGUGUUCACAUCCUCAAUUCCCAACGUGUGGAUUGGCAAUGACCAUUUGUCUAUCACUUGGUGUGACCAAUUCCGCAAGGCAAUCAUCAAGUCGCUUUUUGAGAUCAUCGAUGCCCGACGUCCGACUCAAACAAAACCCCGAGCAGAGCGCAUGCGAGAGCUAAAGCGGUGGUACUUGACAGGCUUGGAGGAUGUUUCUGAGAGAACGCUUGCCCAGAAAGAACCCAACACUCUUUUAACCCUCGAAGAUAAUGCAAACACCAUUCUUGCCCUAGGCCAACGACUUAUCCUACGUGAAGUGGGCCAACGACAUGGGCCCGAUGUUCGUCUUCUGCCAAUUCCUCCCCAAGGUGUUGCAGGCAAGAAGUUUACCCUUCUCACUGAUCAAGUCAUUGGUACUCAGGGCAACAUCGAAGUGCUCUUUUGCAGCGUGUUCCCCUUGAACAAUGGACGUUCGACCGUCUUUUCCAUGAACAUGGAAUACUCCGGUGGAACUGCGGGAUCUACUAGGUUGGCUUGCAAGAGUGCACAAGCUGAUGUCAUUCAUUUGCCUGCUUCUACCCCUUCGUCAAAGCACGCUUAUGAUCAUGUUCCACCAUUCUCCUACCUCCAGUAUGAUCUGGAGGGUCUUGCAGAACAUCAGUUUGUAGCUGUUGUGGAUAAGGCCAGCGUGCCUGCACAAGGGUUCCUAGUCGCAGAGUUUUCAGAUAGCUCAGACUCGAUGAUUCGCGCCAAGGUGGGAUUGGGUAGCUUGCUGGGUGCAGGCAUCAAGAUGCGGCUGCCUGCUAAUCGGCCCAUGGUCACUGAGAUCAAGAUACCAGCUUUGUACUCUAGCCUGCUGGACUACCGUCUUAAAAUCACACGACAUCCUCAAAAAGACGAGCUCUUUGCUCCACUUCUGAGGCAGUCCAUCGCGGAUCCUCACGAAUCUAAAUUCUUCGUGAAUGUCGACCAUGUGAAUGUCAAUCUUCACGGUGCUGCCCCGUUCAUGCCGCCUCCGCUCCGCGACCAAGCAGCCCAGGCCGGCGUGUCGUUCCAACUGUGGACUGACCCAAGCUCUGGAUCGACUGUCGACUUCUCUCUUCAGGUUGACAUUAAGAGCAGUCUGGGCGAGCUCGUGAUGCGAUACCGCACCAUCUUUGCAGCAUUCCCAUUACUGGUCGUAGCCCUUGUGCUCCGCAAGCAAUUCCAGGUCUACGAUGAGACGGGCUAUUUUAUACCCUUCAACGAUGGACUUGAUCGAGCUCUGCGGUCGUCUCUUCCCCUCUUGUUGGUAGCGAUGUCGCUUUUGGCGUCUUCCCUGGCUACCUCUAAGGCGCUCCCUCAGUCCGAUGAUCCAUUCCAUUGGCGGACCAACUCUACGGAAACUCCGGCCGAUUUCACCAAAAACGAUCUGCUUCUGGGGUCGCAAGAUGCCUUCUUUUGGUUCCUUGUUCCGAUAUUUGGAGUCAUCAGCGUCGGUGCUUGUUUAUUGGUUAAUUACGUGGCUCUCUUCUUGGUCAACAUCUUCUCUUUGGCGUAUGGGGCUGUGAACAGCAAGUCGGGCUAUAUCCGACGCGAAGACCGAGGAACUCUCCCGAUCUUCAGCGCCCCUACUCCUCGACGGCGUGUAAUCCAUACUAUAAUAUUGCUGAUCCUCGUCUCCACGAUCAUUCCCUAUCAAUUUGCCUAUAUGGUAGCUUGUAUUGUACAGCUUGCGACGUGUGUGCGUGCCCAGUGGCAUGUCAAGGAGACCAGAUCCGCUUCUCACCUCAAUUUCGGCAAUUACGCCCACUCUAUCCUCAUCCUCAUGUUGUGGAUUUUGCCCAUCAAUGUUCUGGUUCUUCUGGUCUGGGCCCACAAUCUUGUGGUGCACUGGUUCAUGCCCUUCUCCUCCCACCACAAUGUCCUAUCUGUCAUGCCAUUCCUCCUCCUGGUUGAGACCAUGACUAGUGGCGCUAUGAUUCCACGCAUUACUACUCGGUUCAAACACGUCACCUCGAUUAUCUUCUUUGCAAUUGCCAUGUAUUCGGCGGUGUACGGUGUCACCUAUGCAUACCUCCUCCACCACCUUGCGAACCUCCUCGCAGCCUGGUUUGUCGGUAUUUACCUAUUCGGCAAUAAUUUUUCCCCGCGUCGCCUGUGGCGCAUCAUUGAUGGCGACGAGCUUCCCUCCGAAUCAGGAAGCCGCCACGUCAAGAAGAAGCCAUGA
Messenger RNA from Penicillium pulvis, 3381 nucleotides. RefSeq names its product GPI inositol-deacylase. Gene Ontology annotation, cellular component: endoplasmic reticulum. Lineage: Eukaryota; Fungi; Ascomycota; Eurotiomycetes; Eurotiales; Aspergillaceae. The transcript has 5 exons. Bases 1 to 3381 code for a protein of 1126 amino acids. Gene Ontology annotation, molecular function: phosphatidylinositol deacylase activity. Gene Ontology annotation, biological process: GPI anchor metabolic process; endoplasmic reticulum to Golgi vesicle-mediated transport. The record is from RefSeq and is a predicted model, not a curated record.